AUGUUUGAAAAGCCUGACAACGGCAUUUCAGACGCAAUCUACUAUGAUGUGGAGAAACACAACCCAGAGUUACGAAAAAAGCUUUAUUUCAACAUCUUUUUGUGCGGCGGCGGUUCAAUGCUGCCGUCGUUUGAAGAGAGGUUAGAUGACGACCUCAAAAGAUUGACGAGGAGAAAAGAAUAUAUUCGAGUCAAUGCUGCACCGCAUCGUCAAUGCAGUGCUUGGAUUGGUGCAAAUAUCUUAGUCAAUCGAAUGCCGGACGUUCUCAAGAAAUUAUUGGUCACCAGAUCGGAAUAUCAGGAAGAGGGUGCGAAAGGAUUCGAAAGGAAACUAUCCCAUAAAACUUUGGUUGAUUUCAAAUGCAAAUAA
Molecule: messenger RNA, 369 nt
Organism: Corticium candelabrum
Lineage: Eukaryota; Metazoa; Porifera; Homoscleromorpha; Homosclerophorida; Plakinidae
Product: actin-related protein 1-like
Exons: 1
Coding region: 1-369 (122 amino acids)
Source: RefSeq, a predicted model, not a curated record